AUGAAAGGGAUUGCGAGGCUUGUAACUUGUUUUUCGCGGCUCGGAGGAAGUACGGUUUCUUCGUCGUCUUCCUCUCUUCUGGUCUCUCGUCGCUCGCUCUUCAUUUCGGCGGCAACGCACUUUCCGACCAAUUCACGUGAUUCUGCUCUCGCCUCUUCGACAUCUUCUUCACUUGCUCAGAAAUGGCCUGUCUUUGUAGGGCAGAGAAGGACGAUGUUUAUCCAAACACAGUCAACUCCAAAUCCGUCUUCUCUAAUGUUUUAUCCUGGCAAGCCAGUCAUGGAAGUUGGAAGCGCUGAUUUCCCUAAUGUUCGUUCGGCUUUAGGCUCACCAUUAGCCAAGUCCAUUUACGCCAUCGAUGGUGUAGUUCGAGUCUUCUUUGGUGCAGAUUUUGUGACUGUGACAAAGUCAGAUGAUGUACCGUGGGACAUCCUCAAGCCUGAAGUAUUUGCAGCAGUCAUGGAUUUCUAUUCUUCUGGACAGCCUUUGUUUCUAGACGCACAAGCUGCUGCUGCCAAGGACACCGCCAUCAACGAGGAUGACUCUGAAACAGUAGCAAUGAUUAAGGAACUCUUGGAAACGCGCAUCAGACCAGCAGUGCAAGAUGAUGGUGGAGACAUCGAGUAUUGUGGGUUUGAUCCGGAGAGCGGUAUAGUGAAGCUGAGGAUGCAAGGAGCUUGUAGCGGUUGUCCAAGCUCGUCUGUUACUUUGAAAUCAGGAAUCGAAAACAUGCUCAUGCAUUAUGUAACCGAGGUGAAAGGUGUAGAACAAGAGUUCGAUGGGGAAGAAGAAGAGGAAGCAACGUUGUCUGGAGAGGUGAGAGAGUAG
Messenger RNA from Microthlaspi erraticum, 828 nucleotides. Lineage: Eukaryota; Viridiplantae; Streptophyta; Magnoliopsida; Brassicales; Brassicaceae. The record is from the annotation of a GenBank genome assembly.